Molecule: messenger RNA, 1397 nt
Organism: Oppiella nova
Lineage: Eukaryota; Metazoa; Arthropoda; Arachnida; Sarcoptiformes; Oppiidae
Source: the annotation of a GenBank genome assembly
CGGACACCCGUGAGGGGCCCACCCAACCGACCCGGGAGGCCAUCGGCCGCCUCCAAGGCCGCCGCCAAGACAUUGCUGGCAACACAUCCGCCGCCGCAGACCACCAUCGAGACCAUCGACGCCCGCAACAGACAGUUGAUCGUCGAGUCGAUACUCAAUUGUAUCCAAUAUUUCGACCAACACUUCAAAUACAACUAUAAAUUUGUGGUUUUAAAAACGGACGACAAGUUAACCAAAAUCCAGAAAUGGCUUCAAAACUAUUACGCCAAAGAGUUUUUAGAUGACAUCGACUUCAGUGUUAUCGUCAAAGAAGCCGUCAAACAAGAGUUGAAUACAAUUAGUGAUAAUAGUAUUGUGGAUGAAAUUGUGAAUAAGAUUACGUCUAAUGAUAAUAAUACAGACAUUACGGAAAUCAGUGACAAUCGUAACGAUACUAAUGGAGAUAAUAUGCAGCAAAUGCUGUCCGAAACGGAUGCACAUCCCGCACAAGACAUGCCAUCACUUGAACCCAUCAUCGAUUCAAACGCAUCAUUAGAAACACCGCCCGAAAGCCAACCCCCAGACGACCCCGACCUGACCCCUAGUGAACCCCUCGACACGAGUGAUCCCAACCCCACGGCCACCGCCGCCGCCGACUAUGCAAUCAAAUCAAAUGCAAUGGAAAUUGUGAUCGUGUUAUACAAAGUCCGCAAUUUGUUCCCAAAACUCUUGGAUUAUCUGGACUUCGCGUGGAUCUACUUGUCUGAGUUCGAGUCGCGUCUGGAGUCGGAAAUCCGGGUCCAGAAUCUGAUCGAACUCUUGCAGAGCGAGUUCACGAGCCAGAGGUCUGCGAACAGAUCCCGGGCCGAGGUGUUGACCAAUGAGAUCAUCCAAUUGAACGCAAUGAUCGACAAUCUGGACAAACAGUACCAGGAGGAGACCAAAGAACUCAUUUACCUGCAAACCGCCGCAAUCAUCGGCCACAACAACACCAGUGCUAACUGUCGCCAGUUGUCUAAGAUUAUGAACAUUAAGACAGGAGGUGCGGGCCGGGAGGCCAAACUGUACUCGUGCCCCGAAUGCGGCAAAAACUUCAAGAAUGGCUAUAAACUCAAUCGACACCGUUAUGUGCAUAAAGACCCGUCCGAGAAGCCAUACAUGUGCGACUGUCCCGGCCCUACACCGAUAGCAAGAGUUGAAAGUUCAGCCGCAGCUCCAACUCCACAAAACACAGUGUUUGCACUCGACUCCGGUCCGCAGCACUCGGUGCCCACUCCUCCGUCUCCGAUCCAACUCCAAGACAAUAUAUUUGACUCCAAAACCGAUUGAUUCACUCUUUUUCUUAUGAUUUCUAUUUUUAUUUGUUUAAAUCAUGUGAAUUGUAUUGAUUUUUCCCGAGACUCCAGUCCCCCCUCCGC